Messenger RNA from Tachysurus vachellii, 1150 nucleotides. RefSeq lists its product as uncharacterized. The transcript has 5 exons. Lineage: Eukaryota; Metazoa; Chordata; Actinopteri; Siluriformes; Bagridae. Bases 91 to 834 code for a protein of 247 amino acids. The record is from RefSeq and is a predicted model, not a curated record.
GAAAGGAAGAGAGAAAUGUUGACCUAACUACAUAACUCCAAAAAGCAUCACUUGUUUAUACUGUAGACCAUCAGAACAUCUAAGGAAGAAAUGUCCCAAAUCCUGAGUCUGUUUACACCACAGCUGCUGUUUGGUGUUUUUUGGCCAAGUAUCCUUCAGAUCACUUCAGCUGAUCAGGUAUCUGUCCAUCCUGGAGAGAACAUCACCCUGCCUUGUAACAUAUCUAUUACAACUAAUUAUACUCAGAUACUGUGGUAUCGACUGGGAUCUGAGGAGGUGAAGCUGCUGAUAUCUGCUGAACAGGGGAGGCUGAUUAAAAAGUUUUUUCCUACUUAUAAUGUGAACGAGAGUCAAUUUGGUAUAACAGAAACUUGCAGUUUAGUGAUUUUUGACGUUAGACAGACAGACCUGGGAUUUCAUUACUGUGAAGGUCGAAAGGAUAAGACACACAUUCAGUUUGGGAAACUCAUCAGAGUUACAGAAGACCAUGACACCUCGUCUAAGCCUCCAGAUAAUGAGCCGUGUACAAGAUCAGAGAUGUGGAUUACACGGACUGUGUGUCUGAUCUCUGCCCUAAUAAACCUCAUCUGCAUGUGUGUGUUCUGUUACAGGUUCAAAGGAAGGUCAACAUCAUCAUCAUCAUCAUCAUCAUCAUCAUACUGUUGCAGUAACAGAAAAGGUUCCACUGAAAAAGUGGAUAAGCAGGAAGAAAAUGUUCAUUAUGCCAGCAUCCAACACAAAAGAAAGCACAGAGCAGCUGCUAAGAAAAAGACAUCAUCAGAUUGGGAAAAUGUAACGUACGCAACAGUUACCUUACAGGCUCGGAGACACUGACCUGCAAAAAGUGUUCAAAUUUAUUACAUCAUCAUAAAAAUAAUUGUUCUGCUCUGUUCAUUUGUUUUGUAUAAAGAAGUUAACAAUAACUACUGUAAAAUAAAUACUUAUUCUAUUUUAAAUUACUGCAUAAAUGUUACAAGGAUCAGCUGGUGAUUUACAUGAAUAAAUACAACUAUUAAGUUUAAUGUUGCAUAAGAAAAUAGUCUGUCUUUGUUACAAAUGGGAAAACUUCUCCCUUUACAAACCUCUAGAAUACUCCAAAUGUAAAUUAAUAAUCAUGUACUGCCCAGCGUGAUGCUAAUGUUAAGUGCUU